This is a messenger RNA of Anopheles coustani, 1497 nucleotides long. Its product is annotated as probable cytochrome P450 6a23. The coding region runs from base 1 to 1494 and encodes 497 amino acids. The transcript has 2 exons. Gene Ontology annotation, molecular function: monooxygenase activity; heme binding; oxidoreductase activity, acting on paired donors, with incorporation or reduction of molecular oxygen. The record is from RefSeq and is a predicted model, not a curated record. NCBI's taxonomy places the organism in Eukaryota, Metazoa, Arthropoda, Insecta, Diptera, Culicidae.
AUGUUAUCUCCCAUCGAAGUGCUGAUCGCUGUGCUCUUGGUUCUCGGUGCGCUUGUGUAUUACGCCGUGCGCAAGCAUUCCUACUGGAAAGACCACGGAGUGCCCCACCCAAAGCCGGCGUUUCUGUUCGGAAGCUUCAAAGAUGCCGGAUCGAAGGUGCAUUUUACCGGUGCCCUGGAGCGGUACUAUAGCGAGUACAAGGGCAAGCAUCCGUUUAUGGGCGUGUACAUGCUACUGGCCCCGGUCGCAAUGCCCACCGAUCUGGAGCUGGUGAAGACGAUACUCGUGAAAGACUUCCAGUACUUUCACGACCGUGGCGUCUACUGUAACGAGAAGGAUGACCCCGUGUCGGGCCAUCUGUUUAACCUGGAGGGUCAACGAUGGCGUCAUUUGCGUAACCGCAUCACACCGACGUUUACGUCCGGCAAGAUGAAGACCAUGUUUCCGACCAUCGUGGCCGCCGGUCGGCAGUUGAGCGAUUUCAUGGACGAAACAGUCCGCGAGCGAGAUGAACUCGAGCUGAAAGAUAUCGUGUCACGGUUCACCACCGACGUCAUCGGAACGUGCGCAUUCGGUAUCGAGUGUAACAGUAUGCGUGACCCGGACGCCAAAUUCCGUGCCAUGGGUCGACGCCUAAUCGAGAAGCAACCUCCGCAGUGGGUGAAUCUGAUGGUGCAAUUUUCUCCAAAGUUAUGUCGGCUGCUCGGAAUCAAGCUGACCGACUCCCAGGUGGCAUCGUUUUUCAUGCAAGUUGUUCGCGAUACAAUUGACUACCGGGUGGCGAACGGUGUACAGCGGAACGACUUUAUGGACCUGAUGAUCCGGAUGCUGCAGAACGAGGAAAACCCGGAGGAGUCGCUCACGUUCAACGAGGUGGCUGCGCAAGCGUUCGUGUUUUUCUUUGCCGGCUUUGAGACGUCAUCGACUCUUCUCACGUGGACGCUUUAUGAACUUGCCCUGAACCACGAUAUCCAGGAGAAAGGGCGCCAGAGUGUGAAUGAGAUUUUGGACCUACACGGAGGAGAACUGACGUACGAUGCUGUAUCGGAGAUGAAGUAUUUGGAUCAGAUUUUGAAAGAAUCACUCCGCAAGUAUCCUCCGGUACCGAUGCACUUUCGCGUGACUUCGAAAGACUAUCGCGUCCCUGGCACGGACUCGACCCUGGUCGCCGGCACUCCAGUGUUCAUCCCGAUCUACGCCAUCCAGCGCGAUGCCGAGCUGUUUCCCGAGCCGGAAAAGUUCGACCCGGAUCGGUUCAGUGUGGAAGAGGAAGCGAAACGUCAUCCUUUCGCCUGGAUCCCGUUCGGGGAGGGACCGAGGGUUUGCAUUGGGCUGAGGUUCGGAAUGAUGCAGGCCCGGGUCGGUUUGGCCUAUCUGUUGCGAGGGUUUAGAUUUAGCACGUACGAGAAGACGUCCAUACCGAUGGAGUUUGUGCCGAACAGUUUUAUACUGGCCCCGAAAGAUGGCCUUUGGUUGAAGGUGCAAAAGUUGUAACGC